This is a messenger RNA of Helianthus annuus (common sunflower), 1429 nucleotides long. RefSeq names its product F-box/kelch-repeat protein At3g23880. The transcript has 2 exons. The record is from RefSeq and is a predicted model, not a curated record. The coding region runs from base 38 to 1261 and encodes 407 amino acids. Gene Ontology annotation, molecular function: protein binding. Lineage: Eukaryota; Viridiplantae; Streptophyta; Magnoliopsida; Asterales; Asteraceae.
AUCUGUUUUCUGAUUCCUUUUAGGGUUUCAAGUUUCAAUGGCAGAGGUUGUUCAUGAAGAUUUGGUUGAGCAUAUACUCGUAAGAUCAGAUGUGGAGGAUCUGCUACGUUUCAAGAGAGUGUGUAAGUCAUGGCAUUCUUUAAUCACAAGUUCUCGUUUUGUUAAUCGUCACCUUAAGCAUAGUUACAACAAAGAUCGCAUCGACAACCAGAUUGGACAUAGAAGAGUUACUUACGUAGAUGAUGACCGUAAGGAUCAGGAGCUUGUUGGUUCUUCCAAUGGCCUGGUUUGCAUUGCCUCUUUUUUUGGUUUUGAAUUUUCAGUAGUCAAUCCCUUGAUAGGAGAGGUAACACGGCUGAAGAGAGAUUUUAUGGGUUUUUCCUUAUGUUGGGGUUUUGGUUUUGAUUCAUCCACAGAUGAUUACAAGGUCAUCGUAAAACGCAAGAAUCAAACAUGUGUUCGGGUGAUGAGUUUAAAAUCAAAUGUUUGGAGAGUUAUUGAAGAAGUGAAGUACAAAUUUAUUACUAAGACUGGUAUUCUAAGCAAUGGUGCACUUCACUGGAUUGUAGAAGAUGAAAAUAGUAAGAAACUAAUUAUUUCUUUUGAUUUAUCCAAAGAAGAAUUUAAAGAAAUCCCCCAACCUGAUGAUGUAAGAUAUGGAUGUAGUUCUAAUAGUCACCUGGGAAUUGUCAAAGAAUGUUUGUGCAUAUUUCGUCAAUCAAACUGUUGUUUUCUUGACGAUUUAUGGAUGAUGAAAAGCUACAAUGUAAAAGACUCUUGGGAACAUCUGCCGCAUAAUCAUAAUAUGAAGCAUGAUAUUGUACACCACUUGAAGGGAGAUGUAUCAUGGUUUUCAAGUACUUUCGAACAUCAUUGGGGUUGUGAAUGCGGUUGGAAGAAUACUGCUGCACCGAUAUUUGUGCAGAGCCUUGUAUCUCCACAUGUAAAUGGGAGGCCAGCUAGUGCUAUUAAUAUCAUGAGGAAUUCUAGGGGGUUUUCUAUUGAUGCUCCGCCAGACCCUGGAUAUCGCCGUUAUAAUGGGAGUUCUAUUGAUGCUCCACCGGACCCUGGAUAUCGCCGUUAUAACGGGAGUUCUAUUGAUACUCCCCCGGACCCUGGAUAUCGCCAUUAUAAUGGGAGUUCUAUUGAUGUUCCACCGGACCUUGUAUCUCCUCAUUAUAAUGAGAGGCCGAAGCCCGACAAGAUAAUAAGAGGACCAUUUUCCUGUGCGUUGACGCUAUUGAAGAAGCAGUCAAGAUGACAAAUGUUGCAGCAUGAAAAUAGUUUCAGUUGUCUUCUUUCUAUGUCUUCCACUUGUAACUGGCAAUAAUAUCGGACAAGUGUUAAAGCUGAAGAUUGUAGGGUUAUGAGUUUUGCUUGUUCAUUUAGGUGUCUGGCUUCUGGUUUAUAUUAUCUUGUCUUUGAUGCA